AGUUUGGUCAAAAGACCCUCCUCACAACCAAAACGCCAUAAAAUGGCCUUCUAUGCCAUUUUUUUUUAAAAAAAGACUUUCUCUCACAAGGUCGAUCACUUAAAAGAACUUUCCUUACAAUUUUUCCAAAAAAAAAAAAAAUUCCUCCAUUAGACUAGUAGUACAACCGUACAAGGGUACAAGCGUACAACCGCUGAAGCAAACGGCACACCAAACCGUAGUGGAUACGAAAGUUAGACCUAUGAUUUUGGCGCCAUUUCUACAGUUUCCCUUCAAAGUAGGCCCACUCUCUUUCUCUCUCCUCUCUCCUCUCUCACACUUCCCCAUUUUAUUUAACCAAACCCCUAAAUUAUACUUGUAUCUCCAAACUUUCCAUGAAUUCCACCAAUUAACCUCUGUGAGGGUUUUCAAUCGGAGUUCAGAGCCUUCAAUUGUCGUCUUCAAUGUCUGAACGACGUGCUAAACGCCCCAAAAUCGUUAGAGGGGAAGAUGAUUAUUUGCCUGGAAAUAUUACUAAGAUUGAGCUUCAUAAUUUUAUGACAUUUGAGGACGUGACUUGUACGCCUUAUUCGCGUUUAAACCUAGUGAUCGGUCCGAAUGGGUCCGGUAAAAGCUCAAUUGUGUGUGCUAUUGCACUUGGUCUUGGUGGUGAUCCUCAGUUACUUGGGAGAGCGGGAAGUGUUGGAGCAUAUGUAAAGCGGGGAGAGGAAUCUGGAUACAUCAAGAUCACUUUGAGAGGCGAGUCUAGGGAGGAGCGGAUAGUAAUCACUCGUAAAAUUGACACAAGCAACAAGUCUGAGUGGCUGUUGAAUGGCAACAUGGCAGCAAAGAAAGAUGUUAUUGAAGUUGUUCAAAAGUUCAAUAUCCAAGUUAAUAAUUUGACUCAGUUUCUACCACAAGACAAAGUCUGUGAGUUUGCCAAGUUAAGUCCUGUUGACCUGUUACGUGCAACAGAAAAUGCUAUUGGUGAUCCUCAACUAGCAAUGCAACAUGAUGCUCUUAUAGAAAAAAGUAGUCAGCUGGGAAGACUCCAAAGAGCUGUUGAUGGGAAUAAAGUGACAUUAAACCAACUUAAGGCUCAACAUGCUGAACAAGAAAGAGAUGUUGAACGUGUUCGUCAGAGACAAGACCUUCUAGCUCAGGUUGAUUUGUUGAAGAAAAAAUUACCUUGGUUGAAGUAUGAUCUUAACAAGGCUGAAUAUCUUGAAGCUAAAAAGCAGGUUGAUGAUGCUAAUAAGAAAUAUGAUGAAGCUGCAAAGAUCUUGAAUGAUCUCCAACAACCUAUUAAAAAGCAGCAGGAGGAAAAAGCACUGCAAGACUCAAAGUGGAAAAAAUUGGAGAAUAUUUCGAGUAAGAAGGCCCAAAGGUGCAAGAAACUUCAGGAGAAUGAAAUUCAGUGGGGAGUCAGAGUAUCUGGAAUGUACAAGGGCAUGGAAAAAUUGAAGAGGGAUGAAGAAUCACGUCAACUAAGAAUGUCGGAAGCUAAAGAGGAGCUUGCAGCUGCUGAACUGGAACUGGCAAACUUGCCACCUUACAAACUUCCAAAGGAUGAGUUUGAAAGGUUGGAGGCCAAAAUUGUAGAAUUCGAAGACAGUGCAAGGGAGAUUAGGCAGCAAAAGACUGAUACUGAUAAAAUUUUGUCUGGACACAAACAAAAACGGGCACAGUUGGUUGACAGGUUAAAAGAUAUGGAAAAUAGAAAUUACAAGCUCCUGAAUCAGCUGAAAAAUAGUGGAGCAGACAGGAUUUAUGAAGCUCAUCGUUGGUUGCAAGAACAUCGUGAUCAACUGAAGAGAGAGGUUUAUGGACCUGUUCUGCUUGAGGUUACUGUCAAGGAUCAAUCUCAUGCUGAUUACUUGGAAGGCCAAGUUCCAUAUUACAUAUGGAAGUCCUUCAUCACUCAAGAUCCUAGUGAUCGGGACGUUUUGGUGAAACACAUGAAAUCAUUUGAUGUCCCAAUUCUAAAUUAUGUUCCAACUGAAGGACGAAGUAGAGAUCCCUCUCGAAUAUCUGAAGAGAUGCGUAAGCUUGGGAUACAUGCUAGGCUUGAUCAAAUUUUUGAUGCUCCAGCUGCUGUCAAGGAGGUUUUGAUUAGUCAAUCUAACCUUGAUAACUCAUACAUUGGUACUGUGGAAACUGAUCGAAGGGCAGAUGAGGUUGAAAAGCUGAAAAUAAUGGAUUUUUGGACCCCGCUUAACCACUAUAUCUGGUCCAGAUCUAGAUAUAGUGAUUAUGUGUCUGCUAGUGUGAUGCCGGUUUCAAGAUCUAAACUUCUUUCAUGCGGUUCAGAUAAUUCAGAAAUUUUGAGUCUUAGGUCCAAGAUAAUUGAGCUUGAACAGACAAUCAAUGAAUACGACAGCCAAUCUAAAUCUCUGCAGUUUGAGCUAAGCCAGAUCGAAAACGAAGCUUCUAAAUAUUACAAACAGCGGGAGGAAGUAACAGAGAGGGUAAAUAUUGAGAAAAGAAGGAGGAAGUCGCUGGAAAACCGCAUUAGUCAGAAGAGGUGUAUUUUGAACAACAUUGAGAAGGAGGGGGAUAUUGAUAGUCAGAUUGCCAACCUUUCUGAUCAAGCUGUAAAUUUGAAUAUCCAGCGGUUUCAUAACGCUAUGGAGAUUAAGAAUUCACUUAUGGAGGCUCUUUUACACAAAUGGAGUCUUGCUGAGAUACGCCUCUCUGCAUUUGAAAUUGAUGUAAAGAUACAAGAGUCUGAAAUGGAAAUUAAGCAUCAAGAAAGAUCUGCUGUGGAAGCAAGCAUGCAUUUGCAGCAAUGUAAAAAAGAAGUGGAACGGCACAAGGAGCGGCUUACAGAUGCCAAGAAAUAUGCUGAAUCUAUUGCAAAGAUCACUCCUGAAAUUAAAGAGGCCUUUGUUAAGAUGCCUAGUACUAUUGAGGAACUUGAGGCAGCUAUUCAAGAUAAUUUGGAUCAAGCUAGUUCCAUUCUCUUGCUCAAUCAAAAUGUUUUGGCAGAGUAUGAAAUGCGACAAAGAAAGAUUGAAGCUUUGGAAAGAACACUUAAAGAGGAAGAACAUGGAUUCAGGACUCUUUUGGCUGAAAUAGAUGCCUUGAAGGCUAGCUGGCUUCCAACAUUGCAGAAUCUUGUUUCUCAGAUCAAUGGAACAUUUGGUCAUAAUUUUCAGGAGAUGGCUGUUGCUGGAGAAGUAUCUUUAGAUGAGCGUGACAUGGACUUUGGUGCAUACGGUAUAGUUAUAAAAGUAAAGUUCAGGCAAGCUGGACAACUUCAAGUCCUUAGUGCUCAUCAUCAAUCUGGAGGGGAGCGUUCAGUUUCAACCAUAUUGUACCUUGUUUCUCUACAAGAUCUUACUAUAUGCCCCUUUAGAGUAGUUGAUGAAAUUAAUCAAGGAAUGGAUCCCAUCAAUGAAAGAAAGAUGUUUCAGCAGUUGGUGAGAGCUGCUAGUCAACCUAAUACACCACAGUGUUUUUUGCUGACACCCAAAUUGCUGCCUGACCUAGAGUAUAGUGAUGCAUGUAGCGUCUUGAAUAUCAUGAAUGGACCAUAUAUCGAGGGGCCUGCUAAAGUGUGGAGCAAGGGAGAAAGCUGGCGUACAAUCAUAUCUCAUCUUGGACAAGCUCAAUGCUGAAAAGAUCUGUGUUUGCUGUAGUUGUGGCUAAUGAUACAGAUCAACUCCUAUGUUUAGGGUUUUGGUUUUCUUUUUGGGACAUAGAUCAUAUAUUUGCUUCAGGCAAAAUGUUUCAUUAAAUUCUCAAUGCAAACAUAUUUAUGUAAUUAUAAGAACUAUUAUCACACAUUUCAGCUGUAACAGGCCUAACAGCACAUCUUUAUCCUUGAUUUGUAAGUUAAAUGAUGAUGAGUACCCUCUAAAAUUUACUCAGUAAAGUAAAAUAUUUGCUUUACA
Messenger RNA from Chenopodium quinoa (quinoa), 3875 nucleotides. RefSeq names its product structural maintenance of chromosomes protein 5-like. Lineage: Eukaryota; Viridiplantae; Streptophyta; Magnoliopsida; Caryophyllales; Amaranthaceae. Gene Ontology annotation, biological process: double-strand break repair via homologous recombination. The transcript is spliced from 30 exons. Gene Ontology annotation, molecular function: ATP binding; ATP hydrolysis activity. Bases 444 to 3599 code for a protein of 1051 amino acids. The record is from RefSeq and is a predicted model, not a curated record. Gene Ontology annotation, cellular component: Smc5-Smc6 complex.